AUGUCAACUAAUCUGCCAGAGAUCUCUGGCUCCAGAUCUCCAGAAGGACGAAGCCUGAAGAAGAGUUCUGUGAACUCCAAGUUCUUGCCCACUUCACAGGCCCGCUUCGGUUACCUUGGCCAUUUGUGCCUUCAGAACUCCAAGGACGACCCAACAGAAGCUUUGCGCAACAUUACUGCGCUGGAUGCCCCGAGCUUUCUACCCAAUGUCAUGACGCUGCAGCGUGCGUCGACGCCGUGGCAGUACAACACUCCAUGUCGGACCUUGGAGGCAGCUUGCGCAGAUGAUUCGGCACAAGGCGAAGAAGCCAGGUCCCUAUCGCCUUCGCGAGGUGGAGGCAGCCAAAUGCUGAAGUCCACCAGCAAGAAGGCAAUCUCAACGCAAGCCCCAAUGCCUGCGAACUACGUUCGGAGGAUUCGUCGAAAAGCACAAAUGUCCAGAAGUGCCAACGACCACAGGCAGCAGAUAGCCGACUUAAAGAUGUUGGCUGAUUCUGCCAGCCGAUCUGGAAAUGUUUACCAGGCUUUACAGGCCUAUCACAAGAUGGGUGUUGUCUUUGACAACCAGGCCAUGUAUCCGGAGGCCGUCCAGAAGUACAAGCAGUUCUUGGCUUUGUGUAUAACCUCCAAGAACACGCAGGGUGAGGCACUGGCAUACAAUUGUUUGGGCAUUGACUGCUUCAAGAUGGGGCAGUAUGACGAAGCAAUCCAGUACCACAACAAGCACUUGGAGCUAGCAGAUGGCACAGGCCGGCUCAUUGCGCAUACAAACCUCGGCAUUGUUUUCCAGGCCAUGGGGCUGUCUGAGCAUGCUGCCAUCCAUCAUCAGCAUGCGAUCGAGUAUGCCAACCGCAUGGGCUCCAAGGAUGCACAGUGCUUCACCGUGGGCAACCUGGGCAUUGCAUCUGCAGCUCAAGGCGACUUGCAGACCAGCCGGAUCUGCCUGCAGUACCAUUUGAGCUCGGCGCAGCGACAGAAAGCAACCGCCGUGGACAGCAAGUUUGCACAGCAUACCCUCAAAGAGGUGAGCAAGAGUGCAUAUCAUCGGCUAGGGCAGGUGAAUGCAACUGACGGUCGCUUCGAUGAAGCUGCAGACCACUUCGCAAAGGCGAUGGAGGUUGCCAAGACCGGAGCAGACCAGAAGGAUGAAGAGGUUUCCGUGGCCAUGCUCGGAAUUGCCCGAGGCAUGCUGAACUUCGAUGAGCACUGCGCAGCCUUGGUCAAAAAAGCGGCCGAGGCUUCUCUAGAUGGUGAGGAAGACGGCUUGCGAGACCUCAAGAGACCUUUGCAAGGGUCCCCUUGCGAGGUGGUGCUUACCUUUUCGCGCAAUCUUAGAAGCUGGACUACAAAUCAGCUGCGGAAGCUGAACGCUCAGGCAUCCGACCAGUUCGUGAUGAACAGUGAAGAGGGAGACCUCGAUGCGUGUGCAGAGGCCCUUGACCAGCAGCGCAGACAGUUUGAGGACGAGGGCAAAUACGAGGAUGCCGAGCAAGUUAAGCAGCGAUUAGAACUGCUGCAAGAGAAGGCGGAUGCCAAGAGAAGGGAGGCACUGCGACAGCGGCAGCUAGCACAGCGUCUCGGAGUAGAAGAGGCACACAUGAAGGAAUUGCAGGAGUUCAACCAACACUGGGAUCAGAAGGUGGCAGAGUUUGAAGCUCAUGCUGCUAGCCUGCAGUCGCAGCUUCAAGACAGGCAUAACCAGGAGUUUGCGGAAGCUCGAAAGAAGUUCGAGAUGGAGACGGAACCGCGAAACCCUCGCUUCAGCAAGGAUUUGCUCAACUUGAGAAAGAUCCAGGACACAUUGGCCAAGAUGAAGAAGUACUCAGAAGCAUCAAAAACGAAGCAACAAGCAGAUGUCGUUGAGGCGAAGGAAAGAGAAGCUUGGAGCGCCAAACGCGAAACCAAAAUCCGCGGGCUGGAGGAGCAGUUCUUGCAUAAGCAAUCCCUGGAAAUGACCGGCCUGACGAAGCGCAUCGUCUCUGGUCGGGAGGAACAGAAGCAGGCGAGAAAGCUGGAACUUCAGCGAUUGCUACAGCGAUACCACAACGCGCGAUCCUCUUGUGAUGGUAUGCUCUGCUGUAACCGCCUCUCUUGGAUUUCCGGCGAUGAUCCUGCUGGAUGUUUUCUGUGA
Messenger RNA from Symbiodinium necroappetens, 2130 nucleotides. The record is from the annotation of a GenBank genome assembly. NCBI's taxonomy places the organism in Eukaryota, Dinophyceae, Suessiales, Symbiodiniaceae.